AUGCUGUCAUUUCCAGGGUCGCUCCGCCAAAGAAGACUGGUACUGGCGCUACUGUUGUGUAUUACCAUUUGGCAAUUUAACGCGUACCUUUGGCAACAUCCAGACUGGGAGUGGGUUUUGUGGACCGAUGAAGAUAAUCUCCAACUUGUGAAAGACUACUUCCCCUGGCUUGAAGACACUUUUUUAAGCUUACCUGGAAAUAUUUAUCGGGCGGAUUUGGCCCGUAAUCUCUACAUGUACAAGUUUGGAGGGAUAUACGCCGAUUUAGACACUGAGUGUCUCCGUCCUACGUUUGAUGCGCUCAAAUCACAUAAUGGUUCACUGCUCAACAAAGUUGAGAAGACAUUUGCGGGUGAAAUAUCUGCGAGUCACGUCGCCAUAUUCGGGCGCAUGGGCGCUGAUCAAACCUUUCAUCACCAUCUGCCAAACGCGUGGAUGGCUGCUUCGGCUCGACAUCCUUUUUUCCUUUUGCCACUAGAAUUUGCAAGGGCCGAGAUACAAAAAAGCAGGCGUAUAUUUCACCAACUAUGGUAUGACUAUCCAUCAGCAGAACAACUAACCGGCCCUAUUGCUCUGGCAAAAAAUAUUGGGCGAUAUCAAAUCUGUGGUGAUACAUUGGAUAAAAUAAUUUUAUUACCUGACAACCUGAUAUAUCCAUUCAAUUGGAAUGAUGGCCAAGAGAUACGGUCUAUUUGUUCAGCAGAGAAGGAUUCGUUUGAUGAAACUCAAUGCAAGGAGAUGUUGAGCGUCGAUGCAAAAGGCAGCAUAUCCAUCACAUAUUGGAGCCACACUCACAGAGGCAAGGGUUCAGACGACGAAAACAUAGACCGCAUUAGCCAUGAGAAAUAA
Molecule: messenger RNA, 849 nt
Organism: Trichoderma virens Gv29-8
Lineage: Eukaryota; Fungi; Ascomycota; Sordariomycetes; Hypocreales; Hypocreaceae
Product: glycosyltransferase family 32 protein
Exons: 3
Coding region: 1-849 (282 amino acids)
Biological process (GO): mannosyl-inositol phosphorylceramide biosynthetic process
Molecular function (GO): mannosyltransferase activity
Source: RefSeq, a predicted model, not a curated record